Messenger RNA from Fundulus heteroclitus (mummichog), 1383 nucleotides. RefSeq lists its product as uncharacterized. Bases 277 to 846 code for a protein of 189 amino acids. The transcript has 8 exons. Lineage: Eukaryota; Metazoa; Chordata; Actinopteri; Cyprinodontiformes; Fundulidae. The record is from RefSeq and is a predicted model, not a curated record.
AGGGGGGGAGAUCUCGCUUUCUCUCAAUCAUCUGACCCCUCAACACAAAAACUGUGUCUUUCUCUACAACCCUCGCGCCGUCAUGCUUAGUAUUUAUAAAUAGCGGACAUCCUGUCACAAAAAAAAAUCGACAGGAUGUUGUAUUUCACGCCUUUACGUAUCCUAAAAAUCCCCAUCACGCGGACAAACACAAUGCCUGUAUUAUCAAUAAUGUAUAUAUAAGGCCCCCUUCCCCUCCCACCUAAUCGAAGGCAUAUACGGUGACUCCCCCGAAACAUGUCACAACUUCCUUCUUCGCGGCGAGCUACAACCGCUCAGAACUACAAUGACCGGUCUACACGCGCUCCACCUGUGAUAUACCACCCCACUGCGAGCGAUCUUAACACCAUCUUUGAUCAAAAUUCUGACUUUGAAGCAGGCCCCCUCGCUCUUGGAGGAGAGAAGGUGAAGGUAGAGACCUUAAACCCACCUCAAACUGGUCAAGAAAACCUUGGAACCUCCUCAGAUAAAGCAGGCCCCCUCGCUCUUGGAGGAGAGAAGGUGAAGGUAGAGCCCUUAAACCCACCUCAAACUGGUCAAGAAAACCUUGGAACCUCCUCAGAUAAAGCAGGCCCCCUCGCUCUUGGAGGAGAGAAGGUGAAGGUAGAGCCCUUAAACCCACCUCAAACUGGUCAAGAAAACCUUGGAACCUCCUCAGAUAAAGCAGGCCCCCUCGCUCUUGGAGGAGAGAAGGUGAAGGUAGAGACCUUAAACCCACCUCAAACUGGUCAAGAAAACCUUGGAACCUCCUCAGAUAGUUUCCGUGAUCCAGCCAGUACCAAGGAUGGAGAUGGGGUCAAGUUGUAGCUCAGUAAAAGUGACAUGUCACAGGACCGGCCCGGCUGCAGGCGUGGUACCUCUCUCUGAGGGGCAGGUUUGGGUUACUGAGGAAGGAAAGCUGCUGCUCCAGACUGCACACUCGAAAGGCCAGGUAGCACGACGAGAAGAUGAGCAGGAUGAUUCUGAGGAAAAAGGAAGAGAAAGAGACUAUAUUUAUUUGCAAACGUGGAGGAAGAGACGUGUAAUGUUUCCCAAUGAACACUAGGGGGCGAUAUUUGAUUUCCUGUCAGAUGCAAGAAUGGAAUAGAGUCAAUCUGCUUUAAAUGUAAAAUGAAGCUAAAUAAAAUAAAAAGAAGAACGAAGAACGGGGAAAAAGGAAAGUCUGAGAUAACAUUUAUUGAAUGAAGUUUUAAAUGUGUGUUUUCUACUUUUAGAGCAGCUAAAUUUACAGUAAAAUCAUUGCAUGUCUAAACAAAAAAUAAUCAUGUAUAAUAUAAUAGAUUGAUUGUGAUUCCUUCAUUAUUUGUAUCACUUUAUAAAUAAAGGCUUUUUCUUUUUACCCUG